Molecule: messenger RNA, 498 nt
Organism: Colletotrichum orchidophilum
Lineage: Eukaryota; Fungi; Ascomycota; Sordariomycetes; Glomerellales; Glomerellaceae
Exons: 3
Coding region: 1-498 (165 amino acids)
Source: RefSeq, a predicted model, not a curated record
AUGCUCUUCACCCGCCUCUUCUUCUCAGUCUUGGCUUCGGCUUCCCUCGCUCUCGCGGUGUGCUACCCAUCCGGAAAGCAGAGCAUGUACGACAAAGACCCGGGUAUCCUCGACAUUGAAAAAGUUUGCAAGGGGCUGGCUGGGUCUUACUACAGACACCAGGCCAGACGGGCUUGCAUAGUUGACGAGAAUCGAGUCACCUGGGGCUUCGAGCUCAAGUUCAUCGGUCUCGAUAUGAACCGUGACAUUGCCGCAAAGGAGUGCAUGAAUGGGAUGGACAAGGAGGCGACAUGCGCCUACGGCGGUAUUCAUUCGUACUGGAAUUGGAGAUACAAAGCUACUCCAAACGUCGGCACGGAUUGUUAUCCUGCGCCUUACUGGAAGCCUCUUCACGCCUAUGAUCCGCAAGACAAUCCGGAUGUCUUGAGAUGUCGCCAGGCUAAAGGGGGUGUAUUGAAGUGCUGGGACGAUAAGCAGUCUAUUCCGGCGCAGUAUUAG